CUAGCUCACUAACAGUCAACUAAAUCAUACUAUGCCCCUGCAGGCUGCAGCCCUGCCCUGCUUAUGAAAAGCCAACCCAUCAAAGAACACGAUCACAAACGCCCAAAAACCAACCCUCAAGUCUCAACACCCCCUCUGAUUUUUUGCCCCAGAGCUUGACCACCAGUGGAAAGAUGGAGCUGAGCCUUAGGCAACGCUCCACCACCAGUCUAGCGUUAGAAAAAGUUGUUGUCGCUGUUAGAGCAGAGAGGGUCAUCUCUAAAACCGGCUUAGCAUGGGCUCUGACUCACGUUGUUCGUCCUGGCGAUUGCGUGACCUUGCUUGCUCUCUUUCUUGGUGAAAAAAAAGUUUAUCUAAAAAAAGUUAGAAGAUUUUGGAAUUUUCCGAUGUUGGCUGGAGAUUGCGGGAGCAGUAUCCAGGAGGAGUUACCGGAACGGAUUUGUCAGAUCUCCGAGUCAUGUUCACAGAUGGUACUUCAGUUCCAUAACCAAAUCGAGGUUACUGUGAGGAUUAAGGUGGUGUCAGGAACAACUGGCAAUGCUGUGGCGGCUGAAGCAAAGAACAAUGGAGCCAACUGGGUCAUACUGGACAAGUAAUUAACAUAAAAAAAAAAAAACUAAAGCAGGAGUUGAAACAUUGCCUAGAUGAACUUCACUGCAACAUUGUAGUGAUGAAAGGUUCACAAGCAAAAGUUCUCAGGCUUAAUUUACAAUGCAUAAAUGAACUUCAAACUCCCUAUUUCUCUGCUGCUGCUUCACCGGUUGUGGAUGCUGGAGAGUUCCUAGGACACCGGAUGAAGCAUUCUACUCCAGUCGGCAGCCCAGAAGAGCCAGGUACUUCUUAUUCAAGAACAAGCCAAGAGCGGUUGCUACCAAGUUCUGAUUCAGCAACAUCUCUUUUCCUGGUAUAUCAACAAAAUCCUCUUUUUGAAGGGCUGAACAGAGGAAAUUACACUUCCAUAGAUGAUGAGAACAACUUGGAUAACCAACUUACAGUUCUCAAUUCAUAUGGGGAAGAGCUUAUAAAUCUAUCAGCAAAUCCAGCAUCUUCUGGAAAAAGUAAUGACAAGAGUAUAUUUUGGAUUCCCCAAAAUCAUAUUGAAGAAAAGCCUCAUAAAACCAAAAGCAAUAGAACUAAAAUCAUAUCCCCUACUUCCAAAACCCUGCUUGGCAAGUUUGUCCAAUAUGAUCAAGUUACGAAGGCAGGUAGGCAUGUCCACCAAAGCCAACGAACAGACUACAUGGUUAGCUCAAACAUUAGGGAUGCAGUUGCUUUAGGCAGAACAUCCUCAGUACCUCCUCCCUUGUGCUCAUUUUGUCAACACCAGGCACCAGUCUUUGGCAAACCCCCAAGACGGUUUUCUUAUGAGGAGCUGGAGGAAGCUACGAAUGGAUUUUCAGAAUUGAAUUUCUUGGCAGAAGGUGGUUUUGGUGUCGUUUACAGGGGGAUUUUGAGAGAUGGUCAGGUGGUUGCAGUGAAGCUGUUAAAGUUUGUUGGCUGUCAAGCAGAUAUUGAUUUCUGCAGGGAGGUACAAGUUUUGAGCUGUGCACAACAUAGGAAUGUUGUGUUGCUAAUUGGUUUUUGUAUUGAUGGCAACAAGAGAGUCUUGGUUUAUGAAUACAUAUGCAAUGGAUCCUUGGAUUUCCAUUUACAUGGGAGCAACAAAACCUCUCUAGAUUGGCAAUCACGGCUAAGAAUAGCAGUUGGGGCAGCACGAGGCUUGCGAUACCUUCAUGAAGAUUGCAGAGUUGGUUGUAUAGUACACAGAGAUAUGCGGCCCAAAAAUAUUCUCCUGACUCAUGAUUUUGAGCCUCAGGUUACUGAUUUUGGACUUGCUAGAUGGCAUUCUGAUCAAUGGAUUGUUGGAAGCGAGGAGCGAGCCAUUGGAACUUCAGGGUAUCUUGCACCGGAGUAUUUGGAUGGUGGAAGGAUUACACAGAAAGUUGAUGUUUAUGCAUUUGGAGUGGUACUACUAGAGUUAAUGACAGGUCAAAGAAUCAGUGACUUGCAAUUUUACAAGGGACAGAAUUUCUUAUCUGAAUGGUUCCACCCUCUAGCUGCAUUAGACUCAAACCAAAUAAUGGCAAAUAUUUAUCAGUUACUUGAUCCAUGUUUGGCCUCCAGCAAAGUCCAGGACUACACUCAUCAACUACAGGCCAUGGGUCGUGCUGCUUUCCUGUGCCUAAGUCCUGAUCCGGAAUCAAGACCAUCAAUGUCAAAGGUCCUUAGAAUGCUUGAAGGAGGAGAUGUGAGCAUUCCUCUGAGUUUAGACCUGAACUCCAUUGGCAACAGAAGCGGCCAUUUGCGUGGAUUGAAGACUCAAACACAACCUGAAUCUAGGAGACGCCACUCUCGAAGGCUUUCACAUUGAAUUGAUUCUACAGACAACAAGGGCUGAUGCUUGUAUAGCUGAUUCACAUGAUUCUUUUUUCCUUUUGAUGCAACUUGAAGAUACUUUGCCCUUAAAAGUUUUGCAUGUUAGUAAUAUGAGCUCAUUCGUUGCUCACAUUUGUGAUAUCAAAGAAUAUAUCAGGAUUUUGUACUAUUACUGGAAAAUUAAUAAGAUAGUGACCUAUAUCGACUGUUCUUUAAUUGAA
Messenger RNA from Theobroma cacao (cacao), 2597 nucleotides. Lineage: Eukaryota; Viridiplantae; Streptophyta; Magnoliopsida; Malvales; Malvaceae. The record is from RefSeq and is a predicted model, not a curated record.